Molecule: messenger RNA, 2959 nt
Organism: Rubroshorea leprosula
Lineage: Eukaryota; Viridiplantae; Streptophyta; Magnoliopsida; Malvales; Dipterocarpaceae
Source: the annotation of a GenBank genome assembly
CAGAGAUAGGGAAUUUUCACAAUGCUCUCCACACCACUUUGCCUCCCAUUUUUCUUCCUCUGUCUUACAAUUGUCUUUUCAUCCUCUUUACAUGCUUCUUCCUUCUUAACAACACAACUCUGCUCUUAUGAGGAGGCUGCUGCUUUGUUGCAAUUCAAGACUUCUUUUUCCAUCAAUUACACUGCUUUUCCGCCAGGUUAUUCUAAGACUGAGUCUUGGAAGGAAGGUAUAGACUGCUGCUCCUGGGAUGGGGUUAGUUGUGAUAAUGUCACAGGUCAUGUAAUUGCCCUUGAUCUCAGCUACGAUUGCCUUUCUGGCACCUUUCCUUCGAACAACACUCUUUUUCUCCUCAAAAACCUAAAGAGCCUCAAUCUCUCCUUUAAUGAUUUUAGGCUUUCCAAGAUUCCACCAAAAAUCAGUCAGCUUACUAAACUAAAGCAUCUUGAUAUCUCUUAUUCUCGAUUUUCAGGCCAAGUUCCAGCAGAAAUUGCUCACCUCCCCAAGUUAGUUUCUCUCAAUCUCUCUAAUUAUUACGAUUCUUCUGACUUGAUCCUUGAAACAACUACCUUCAAAAAUCUUGUUCAUAACUUGAGUGAGGUGAGAGAACUUGUGCUUAAUCGAGUGAACAUGACUUCUGUUAAUCCUCAUUUCUUCAUGAAUCUCUCUUCUUCUUUGACUACUCUUCAUCUUUUUUAUUGUCAGUUAAGAGGAAACUUUCCAAACAGUAUUUUCCACUUUUCAAAUCUCAAGAGAUUUAGUUUAGGUUGGAUGGGAAACCUCGCUAUUGAUCUUCCAAGUUCCAAUUGGAGCAGUCCUCUCCAACAGUUGUAUUUAAAUGAUAUGGAUUGUAGAAGACAAUUGCCAGAGUCUAUAGGAGAUCUAAAGUCAUUACAGUCUCUGAGUCUUACCUGCAACUUGGAAGGUUCCAUUCCAGUUUCCAUUGGGAGCUUAUCUCAACUUACUUACCUAUUCCUCUAUUUUAACAAUAUUAGUGGACAAAUCCCAUCAUCACUUGCAAACCUCACCCAACUUACCUCUCUUUACCUUUCAUGUAAUCAUCUUUCUGGUCCCAUUCCAACUUCCAUAGGUCACUUAAGGCAGCUUACUAUCCUACACCUCUAUUCUAACAAUCUUAGCGGACAAAUCCCAUCAUCAUUUGCAAACCUCACCCAACUUACCUUUCUUUCCCUUUUAAAUAAUCAGUUUUCUGGUCCCAUUCCAGCUUUAAUAGACAAUAAUCUGUCCUUGAGAAUGAAUGUCAAUGCCAACUUCACAUUACCCAAAUUAACUCAUGUUUCCUUUUCAUCUUGUAACUUGAGUGAAUUCCCCAAUUUCAUAAGACAAUCAAAUGGUCUGCAAAGCCUAGUGCUAUCCAAAAAUAGCAUUCAUGGAAAUAUUCCCAAAUGGAUAUGUGAAAAGGAUGAUCUCAAAAUUCUUGACCUUUCCCAUAACAAUUUGAUCGGGGAGAUUCCAAAUUGUCUUCCUAAGUCUCUCUUAGUGUUGAAUUUGCAGGCCAAUUACUUUGAUGGAAAUAUACCAUUUGGGUUUCUAGAGGGCUGUGAAUUACGAAAUCUCAACUUACAUGGAAAUCAAAUAGAUGGGCUAUUACCAAGGUCUUUGGUGAAUUGUAGCAUGUUAGAGGUUCUAGACGUUGGCAACAACAGCAUAGAGGAUACAUUUCCUCAUUGGUUGGAAUCUUUACCAGAGCUUCAAGUGCUUGUCUUAAGGUCCAACAAGUUCCAUGGUUUUGUGCAGAGCACCAAAGAAAGUCCAUCUUUUCCCAAGUUACGAGUUCUAGACCUCUCCAGCAAUGAUUUUCAUGGCCCUUUGCUUUUUCGGUACAUUGAAAAUUUUAAAGCGAUGAUGGACCCUCAUACAGAGGAUGGUUCCCCUAAAUACAUGAAGGCGCCAACGAAUUCUUAUCAAUAUUCACUGGUUGUGACAUGGAAGGGAUUUGAGCGUGAGCUGCAAGGAAUCUUGACCGUAUUUAGUAGUAUUCAUCUCUCAAAUAACAUGUUUGAGGGACAAAUUCCAGAUGUUAUGGGAGAGCUUAGUUCUCUCAAGGGGCUUAAUCUUUCUUAUAACAACCUUACUGGUCAUAUCCCACUGUCACUGGGGAAUUUGACGAAUCUGGAAUGGUUGGAUCUCUCUUCCAACAAGCUGGCGGGGAAAAUUCCCAAUGAAUUGGUAUCUUUGACACAACUCUCUGUAUUGAAUCUUUCAAAUAAUCAUCUCGUCGGGCGCAUACCACUCGGCAAUCAGUUCAACACCUUUGGAAAUGGUUCUUAUGAAGGAAACCUUGGACUGUGUGGAAUCCCAUUGUCAAAAUCUUGUGAUGGAAUUGGGACACCGCCGAGCUCCUUUCAAGAAAAAGAUGAGUUGUGGAGAUUUGGCUGGAGAGUUGUGGUGUUAGGCUAUGGAUGUGGAGUUGUUUUUGGACUGCUGAUGGGAUAUCUUGUCUUUCGAACAGGGAAACCAAAAUGGUUUGUGUCUUUGUUUGAUGGCCGACCAAGUCAAAGUGGAAGGAAGAUGAGGAAAGCCAGAAGACUUGUUCAAAGAAGAAGGUAGUUGCAGAGUUGAUGUUUUAGAGCUUCUGAUUUAAUGUUUCCUUAAUAAGUGCUUUUCGGGUUUGAAAUUCUUGUUAUGGCUGGCAUUGGCUUGUAUAAAAUUGUCAGCCUUCUCUUGUCUUUAUUAUGCUUUGUAAUUUUGUCUUUCUUUAUUGUAAAAUAUAUUGAGAAAGUGUUUUAUAAUCUGGGUGGGUACGAUAGCAGACUUAAAAUAUAUUUGAAGGUUUAAGCUGUUAAUCUUUCUUAGUUGUAUAUGCAUGUCCAAUUAAUCUACUUCCUUUAAGCCGGUUGGUAUGGUAGCAAAUUGGUAGCGAAGAUAUGCUGAGUUUUCAUUCUUUACAGUUUUGUUCUAGAGAUUCCCAUUAGCAGACUCAUAAAAAUUCUUGCUUUAC